UUGGUACUAUGGGGCUAAUAGGGAGUGAGAUAGGGAGUGAACAGGCUCUCCAUAGACAGGCUCUGUGUCAAUGCUCUAGACUAGACCAAAGGAUUUCUAAUAAGUAGGCGGGCUUUGACUAGACCUAGCUAGUAAACACCAGAGAGUGUCGAUAGUAGUCAAGAAGGAUCGUUGUUCUCAUUACUCGCUGAAUGGAAGAAAACACGAUGGCUAGUAAUAAUAAUAAGAAGGAGAUACUGGUGUUGUCAGCUCUCGGGCUUCUUCUUGUGGAAGAAGAAAUAUGUCGCAGGCGAAACUUAAGGAGAAACGGCACUAAGUCAUGGAUCUCACAGCGACAGCCUCAAGGAGCUUCCCCGCGUCAAAUCACGGAGAAAAUAAAUAUAUCAGAGAAAGAGACCAAGAAGAAGUCCCUGCAAUCACAGCUUACCCGCUAUCGCAAGCUCUCUCCUUCAGGAAGUUCUGGGACAGACAAGACUGCCAGACAGCAGCGGAUACUGCGGAUGUUAGAGUUUCUGAAGCCACAUACGAAGUCUAACCUCACUCACACGGAACCACCGGCCCCUACUGACACCAUUUCAGGCGCCACUGUUGAUGCCUUGGACAACAACCAGGAUGAGACGGCUUUUGAACCGCUGAUUGCAGAAUCUACUUUUUUGGACCCAGGCUUUGAGUCAACCAGCAGCAGCUCGUCAGCUGGAAGCCCGCGAAGGCCUCCUGCAAAGCGCAGCAGGAAAUCUCACGAUGAUUCGCUGGCAGACACUAAGAUGCGCACAAUAGAGGCAGCGCUUCACAGAAUGUCUGCAGAGGGCAGACCGGACUUCAUUGCAGUGGCCUGCCAAAGCAUAGAACACAAGUUCAGGAUGGUGCCACCACAUCUCCUGCCUCGAUUGGAGAACAGAGUUCAAAACCUCAUUUUUAAUUUUUUCGAGGAGCACAACCUGGACACACACACACACGACUCUUAAUAUUUGUAUUUGUGCUUUACCCUUUUUAUAUUUCAUACAUUUUACUUCUGAUAAUAAAAGCCUAUCUUUGGAAACGUGAA
Perca fluviatilis (European perch) is the source of this 1045-nucleotide messenger RNA. RefSeq lists its product as uncharacterized. Lineage: Eukaryota; Metazoa; Chordata; Actinopteri; Perciformes; Percidae. The transcript has 3 exons. The record is from RefSeq and is a predicted model, not a curated record. Bases 192 to 965 code for a protein of 257 amino acids.